AAUUGCCAAAGACCCCCGAAGAGGAUACAAGCUCUGUAAUUGUACCUCGGCGCCUCCUCCUCCUCGGCUCUCUCCUUCUCUCUUUCUCUUUGUGGAAAGUGCUCGCAUCUCUCUUUACAAAUCAUACGAUGCAAUCCGACGAAUGUGCCACCUCCAUGGAACUUGAAAAAGUUCCAUCUGAAUCAAACCGUGUGUCUUUUGCUUCAAAACCAAAUUGUGCACCCUUGAAGGUUCACAAGAUAUUCGACGGUCAAGUUCCAUUCAGGAAAGUCUCUGUACCACUGCAUCGAUAUACGCCUCUCAAGAAAGCGUGGUUGGAAAUUUACACUCCUAUAUACGAGCAGAUGAAAAUCGACAUUCGUGUGAAUCUCAAGGCUCGCAAGGUUGAAUUGAAGAUCAGAUCAGACACACCCGACAUCAGUAACCUCCAAAAUGUGCUGAUUUUGUGCACGCUUUCAUGCUUGGAUUCGACGUGA
Messenger RNA from Ilex paraguariensis (yerba mate), 476 nucleotides. NCBI's taxonomy places the organism in Eukaryota, Viridiplantae, Streptophyta, Magnoliopsida, Aquifoliales, Aquifoliaceae. The record is from the annotation of a GenBank genome assembly.